This is a messenger RNA of Trichomonas vaginalis G3, 1089 nucleotides long. RefSeq names its product protein ubiquitination. The transcript has a single exon. The record is from RefSeq and is a predicted model, not a curated record. The coding region runs from base 1 to 1089 and encodes 362 amino acids. NCBI's taxonomy places the organism in Eukaryota, Parabasalia, Trichomonadida, Trichomonadidae. Gene Ontology annotation, molecular function: protein binding.
AUGUCUUAUGAACAUGCUAAUGAUAUGAAUCAAAUUGCUAACAAUGUCCAUUCAUUUAUCGAAGAUGGAAUUUUUUAUGAUGUCGUUGAUAAAAGCAUUUCCCAACAAGCUAUCGAGAAAGCUAAGAUUGAUUCAAUUAGCUAUAAUGAACUUCUUUCACUGGAAAAAUCAAAACGAAAAUCAGCCAAAGUUACUGUUAAUAGCUUUGAUGAUGUUUUAGAGAUUCUUCAUUUCUACAAAAAAUUUCUGAAACUUGAAUCAUCGCAAUCUUUGAUAGAGUUUUUAGAAAAAUAUAAAUCAAAUGGUACAAAAGAUAAUGAAAUCAAACAAUUAAAAAGCGAUAUUUCAACAUUGCAAAAUACAAAUGAACAAUUAAUACGAGCAUCUAAUGAUUUUACCACAAUCUUUUCAUUAAAGAAUUCAAAUAAUUUUGAUGCAGCAUACAGUUUUCUGAAAACAAUUUCAGAUAAUAAAGAUAAAAUGAUGAUUAGAAAGUCAUGCUUGCUUGGAUUAAGUGAAAUUAGGGAUGGAAAUGAAAACACUCCACUUAUUGCGGCAUGUAUUAAUGGAGAUUAUCAAUUAACUAAAUCUCUUAUUGAAGGAGGAUGCAAUCGCAAAUGCACAAAUGAUAGGGAGGGAAAUUGUUUAUUUGAAGCAUCACUUGCAGGACAUCUUGAGAUUGUCAGAUAUUUGAUUUCAGUUGGCUUUGACAAAAAUUGGCGUAAGAAAACCAGGCGUAGUACAGCAAUUUUGGCUGCUUCAUCUAACAGACAUCUUAAAGUAGUGAAAUAUUUGAUAAGUAUUGGCUGUGAUGCAAAUUCAUCAAAUUUUAGAAAUUUAAAUUGCAUUUAUUUUGCAUCACUAAAUGGUCAUCUUGAAACUGUCAAAUAUCUUAUUUCUAUGGGAGGAAAUCCAGCUCAAAUAACGCAUGAUGGAUGUUCACCGUUAAUGAUCGCAGUAAUACGGGGUCAUUUUGCAAUAGUUAAGUAUCUCAUUUCAUUUGGAUUAGACCUCCAUGUCAAAAACAUUUAUGGAGAAUCUCCAAUAAUUCUUGCAUCAAAAAAUGGUCAUCUAAAUAUUGUCAAAUAA